CGAUACACACUCCCUCUGACCCAUCAUGGGCAUCUUCAGCUGGUUUCGUCCGCCGUCUGCUCCAGACGAAAUCUAUGCUUCUAGUCUCCGGACACUCCAUCUGGGCCACGCUCUCUGGUUCCCCGAGCCACAUGGGACAGGCGAGCCACAGAUUGGCGAUGUCGGCUUCGUGGACGAGGGCGCGUUCAUCAGGCUGUUCAAUCUCGACACCUCCGUACCUGCUAACGCAUUCAAGGUCGACUCCAGGCCUAAUCCGCUUGUUCCGAAAGAUUAUCCCAGCCAUGGGGUGGAGAGCAAGCAGAUGGACGUCUCGGCAGAGAUGACGGCCAGCGCAAAUGUAUCUGUGACCUUCGGUACCAGUUACACAUGCAAGGCAGCGCAAGGCGCGGUUCUUGUCCUUAAGAGCGAAGCGCACGCAGAGAAGGUAUACGGGAAUCGGCUGCUGAAGAAGUACAUCGUCCAACACUGCGAUAAAUGGUACGCGUACACCAGAGACGUCAUAUUCCAGGACGUCAAGCAGGAGGACAUUGUUGUAGUCAGUGGCUGGGUCAAGACCGCGGCCGAUUGGGCAGCGGUCGCGUUCAGCAACACGAGCACAAGCUCCAGUGUGUCACUUAAGGGUCAUGCUGGGGGCAUUGCCGGGGCUGCAGUCGGCGGGUCGCACUCGAGGUCGAUGACGGGUCCGAGGAUGGAGAGGCAGGGUCAAAACUACCUGAAGAAACCGUCCGAUCCCCCUCUUACUAAAUCCAGAAAGAAGAAAGCGAAAGCGUCCGCUUCCCAUGUUGCCGAGGCGAAGAGGGACCAAUGCGUUCUGGUGAAGCGCUACAAGAUUCGAAAGAGGCUGGGGGUUCUGAAGAAGGUCGUCGCGGGCGCAGGCUACGAUCGACCGCCGGAUUCGGGGGAUGGGCAAGGUGCUUCGGGAGUGGGUGUUACGGCACGGGAAGAUGAAGACGAGGACAUAGUAGACAUACUGGGGCCUGGGAGCGAGGGUGGAGUCGCCGAUCCGCUGGACAUCCUUCUUGACUAUAUACUCGAGAUCUCUGACGUCGAGGUCGCCAUUGCAAGUGACGAUGAUGUUGAGAGUAUUGUCGGUAGCAACAGCGUAGUUGACUUUGGAAGCUACCUUCGUCAAGUGCAGCCUCCGGUGGACAUCGACGGCACGCUCGGAUCGAUCUGCGUGGAAGAUGUACUUCGCCAUGAGCGACAACGUGCCUGUGCGCGCCGCACCAUCACCGCCUCAGACUUGGCGAUAUGGCCGAAUAUCUCCCUUCAUGGUGCUGGUCGCUUGGUAGAUUGGCACGUUUUCGUGAGCCGAGGUACCCGACCGCUGACUCGGAAGUCAAGCCAGCUUGCCUUCACCGAUCCUCAACUUCCGCGCGCUGAGUGCAAAUGCCAUGCGAUGUCGACCGACGGCAAACUUCUCGCGGCGUCAUUCAGCUCCGCCGAUACCCUUGUAUGGCGGCUCUCCGAUGGUCUGUUAGUUCAACGCCUCCAUCAUCAGGGCCAUGGCCAGGGUGUUACUUCCCUGUCGUUUUCCCCUAACAGCCGCGCUCUUGUGACAGCGUACGACGACGGGAUCGCGAUUGUCUGGGAUAUUCAGCGCGGCUGUGUACUCCGACGUCUCGUAGGACAUAGAGGAGGAUUGGACGUUGCUGCAUAUGCCCCUGAUGGCGCGCGCGUUGUCACAGCCGACUGGGCCAUAUUUGUGAAGAUUUGGGACGUCUCAACCGGAGCAUGUCUGGAUUCCUUCAAACCCGAUUCAACUUGGCGUAUAAACCAAUUCACCUUCUCUCCGGACAGCUCGCGUCUGUGCAUUCGAACAUUCGGCCCCUGUUUCAUCUACGAUAUGCAGUCCUAUAAGUGUGUCGCUGUAUUGCAACAUAACAACUUGAAGGCCAGGAAGACUGGCUGUUCAAUGUCUCGCCAAGGCGAUCACGUAGUCACCGCAACAUACGACUCCUGUAAUGGAGUGAAGAUUUGGAACACAGCGACCGGUAAAGGGCUUCUCACAGUCGGCAACGAGAGAAAACUGUCAUGCCCUGUAGCAUUCUCCCCAGAUGGAGCCGAAGUAUUGGCCGCUUGCCCGGCGGACAAAACGGCUCUCGCUUACGACUCGCGGACGGGCCUGCUACGCCGCAACUUCAAGCCUUCAUUCACACCCCGUUGUGUCGCAUACUCUCCGAAUGGAGAUUACGUUGCUUUCGCGAAUCAACAGGGUAGUCUCGAAAUAUAUGGCGCGAAGUCUGGGACAUUUAUCGGAAAAGGCGAUGGACCCAUGAGCGAUGCGAUCAUAGGCGAAGUUGUAUUUUCACCCGACAGUCAGAAUAUUUUGGCGUGUUUCUCGAGAACCUCUCAUGAAUUUCUCCGUCUGUAUAACAUACAAGAUCUGGUGCGGAUGCGAUAAUAUAUAACAAUUUGCUGAGC
Messenger RNA from Phanerochaete carnosa HHB-10118-sp, 2424 nucleotides. RefSeq lists its product as uncharacterized. Gene Ontology annotation, molecular function: protein binding. The record is from RefSeq and is a predicted model, not a curated record. Bases 26 to 2404 code for a protein of 792 amino acids. The transcript is spliced from 7 exons. NCBI's taxonomy places the organism in Eukaryota, Fungi, Basidiomycota, Agaricomycetes, Polyporales, Phanerochaetaceae.